This is a messenger RNA of Phodopus roborovskii (desert hamster), 1275 nucleotides long. RefSeq names its product regulating synaptic membrane exocytosis 4 (gene Rims4). The coding region runs from base 162 to 971 and encodes 269 amino acids. Gene Ontology annotation, molecular function: transmembrane transporter binding; small GTPase binding. The record is from RefSeq and is a predicted model, not a curated record. NCBI's taxonomy places the organism in Eukaryota, Metazoa, Chordata, Mammalia, Rodentia, Cricetidae. Gene Ontology annotation, cellular component: cytoskeleton of presynaptic active zone; presynaptic membrane. The transcript is spliced from 6 exons. Gene Ontology annotation, biological process: positive regulation of synaptic transmission; calcium ion-regulated exocytosis of neurotransmitter; regulation of membrane potential.
CGCCCCGCCGCCAGCCCCGCCGCCAGCCCAGCCGCCCGCCCGCGGAGCCCCGGGCCGCCGCCACCACGCCGCGCGCCGUACUCCGCGUCAAGAAUGGGGCGGCCAAGCUGCCCAAGCCGCCCGCCGCCGCCGCGGCCGAGGCUCCUGGCGCGGGUGCGGGUAUGGAACGAUCGCAGAGCCGUCUUAGCCUGUCCGCCUCCUUCGAGGCGCUCGCCAUCUACUUCCCGUGCAUGAACUCCUUCGACGAUGAGGAUGCAGCAGACAGCCGGAGGCUGAAGGGUGCCAUUCAGAGGAGCACAGAGACAGGACUGGCCGUGGAGAUGCCCAGCCGGACACUGCGCCAAGCCAGCCAUGAGUCCAUCGAGGACAGCAUGAAUAGCUAUGGCUCGGAGGGCAAUCUUAACUAUGGAGGUGUUUGCCUGGCUUCAGAUGCCCAGUUCAGUGACUUCCUGGGGAGCAUGGGGCCAGCGCAGUUUGUGGGCCGCCAGACCCUGGCUACCACACCCAUGGGAGAUGUGGAGAUCGGCUUGCAAGAGAGGAACGGCCAGCUGGAGGUGGACAUCAUCCAGGCUCGGGGACUGACUGCCAAGCCAGGCUCCAAGACACUGCCAGCUGCCUAUAUCAAGGCCUAUCUGCUGGAGAAUGGUGUCUGCAUUGCCAAGAAGAAGACCAAAGUGGCCCGCAAGUCACUGGACCCGCUGUACAACCAGGUGCUGCUGUUUCCUGAGAGUCCACAGGGCAAAGUCCUGCAGGUGAUUGUGUGGGGAAACUAUGGGCGGAUGGAGCGGAAGCAGUUCAUGGGUGUGGCCCGAGUGCUGCUGGAGGAACUGGACUUGACCACCCUGGCUGUGGGCUGGUACAAGCUCUUCCCCACCUCCUCCAUGGUGGACCCGGCCACAGGUCCUCUGCUCCGUCAGGCAUCCCAGCUGUCCCUUGAGAGCACCGUGGGGCCCUGUGGCGAGAGAUCUUAAUGCCAGGGAUGGGGAGGGGCUCCCCAAGAUGGCCUGGAGACCACCCAGCCCUGACCUGGGACCCCAGGCCCAGGGGCACAUUGGACACCGGAGGAUGGGGUUCUUCCCCACAGUGGGGAAGCAGAAUGGGGAGAUCUGCUCCCUUGGGCCCCUCCUCACUCCUUCACCUCCUACCCCUGAGACCUUCCCUCUCCCAGUGGGUUGGCUACACUUUUGACUUGGCCGGUUUUGACCUGGUGGAUGCGGCUACAGUCAGAAAAAGACAGAGGCGGCAGAGCAAACUACUCUCCUGCCCCACCCACCC